AUGUUACAAAUUCGAGUACUGAACGAAGAUUUGCAAAGAAAAGCUAAAGAAGAAUUGAAUGAAGUACCCACACGUAUAUACGAAGAUUUAAAAGCUUUGCGGAAAUGGAUCGAGGAACAAGCGCAUUUAUAUGCUAACAUCGAUGAUCAAUUUUUAAUUGCUUUCUUGCGAGGAUGCAAAUAUAGCCUGGAGAAGGCUAAAAAAAAAAUUGAUUCUUAUUAUACUUUGAAAAGCGCGUUUCCCACUUUAUGUAAUGUAACUAACGUGGACAGUGCACGAUUUCGGGAAAUAUUUCGCUUGGGUCCAUUUUUAUAUUUACCCAAACCUCUACAUGAUAAUGGUCCCCGUAUAUUUAUCAUGCGUGGCGGUCUUCCUACAGCCGAAAGAUUCACGGUGGAAGAAUUGAUGGCUGUCAAUCAUGUCCUGCAAGAUAUUUUGAUGUUAGAAGAUGACUAUGCUGUUGUUAACGGUUUGGUGAUGAUCAAUGAUUUUAAGACACUAGCUCUUACGCAUGUUCUCCAAGCGAAUCCAAUGUUUUUAAAAAAAUUUCUUACAUAUAAUUAUGAAGCGAUACCACUGCGUAUUAAAUCUAACCAUUUUUUAAACGCGCCUAAAAUGUUUGAUACUGUUUAUAACGUCGGCAAACCAAUGUUGCCGCUUAAACAGCAAGACCGAAUGUUUUUUCAUAGUUCCCUCGACUCGUUGAGCCGAUAUGUCCCUUUAAAGUAUCUACCAAACGAUUAUGGGGGCGAAAAUGGCAGCAUUGCAAAAAUAAUUGACGAAUGGGAUAAAAAGUUAGAUAAAUAUCGAGAUCACUUUAGUAAAAGCACUGAAUGGGGUAUUGAUGAGGAAUUGCGAAUCGGCGAAACUAAGGACCAAAAUGGCUUGUUCGGUAUUGACGGCUCUUUUAGAAAAUUAGAGGUCGACUAAAUUCAAGAAUAAUAAGUAGAGAAUAAAUUUCCAUUGAAACUUUAUUUAUUCAUAAACAAAUCUAUAAAUAUAAAUGGUUGUAUUAUUUGCGUAAAAUUAUAGACAUCACAGUUAUUGACACUUCAAUCGAUGAGAAACAGGUUUUGCCACGAAUAUAAUGCAAGCGUAUCAUUAGAUCUAUAAAAUA
Molecule: messenger RNA, 1117 nt
Organism: Glossina fuscipes
Lineage: Eukaryota; Metazoa; Arthropoda; Insecta; Diptera; Glossinidae
Product: alpha-tocopherol transfer protein-like
Exons: 3
Coding region: 1-930 (309 amino acids)
Cellular component (GO): membrane
Molecular function (GO): phosphatidylinositol bisphosphate binding
Source: RefSeq, a predicted model, not a curated record